AUGGACGCCCAAGAGACCCUCGCUGAGAAGGGGAACGCGAAGGAGAAGAAAGCAACAAAGAACAGCAAGAAGAGGCGGCUGGAGAGCCUCGAAGACUGCACCAGCAACGAGAAGACGGUCACUGAAGGCUGUGCAGAGAUGAAACAUCGCGCCAAAAGAAGCAAGGGAGGAGAUAAGAGCCGCACGAAAAAAGCGGAUCGUGGGAAAGAGAUUUCGAAACACAAUAAGAAGGUGGAUGUCGUUGAAGGGAUUACGGAACACAAAAAUCAGAGGGAGGGGAAUGACAUCAAAGACAAGAAAAUGAUGAGCGUGGAGUGUUUUCAUCCGAUUAUGGAUCGCACCAAGAAGAGGAAGAGGCAGAACAAGGACGACGACGAGAAACAGAACAAGAGGAAGAAACAGGACACGGAGGAGACGGAAAACCAGGACAAGAAAAGGAAAAGGCAGGUUAAUUGA
Molecule: messenger RNA, 456 nt
Organism: Scylla paramamosain (green mud crab)
Lineage: Eukaryota; Metazoa; Arthropoda; Malacostraca; Decapoda; Portunidae
Exons: 1
Coding region: 1-456 (151 amino acids)
Source: RefSeq, a predicted model, not a curated record